Molecule: messenger RNA, 1297 nt
Organism: Musa acuminata AAA Group (dessert banana)
Lineage: Eukaryota; Viridiplantae; Streptophyta; Magnoliopsida; Zingiberales; Musaceae
Product: serine/arginine-rich splicing factor RS41
Exons: 6
Coding region: 493-1119 (208 amino acids)
Biological process (GO): mRNA splicing, via spliceosome
Cellular component (GO): nuclear speck; nucleus
Molecular function (GO): mRNA binding
Source: RefSeq, a predicted model, not a curated record
AUACGUGUGGAUUUAGCUUUUACUUGUUCAUACAAAAUGAGGCCGAUUUUCUGUGGGAACUUCGAGUAUGAUGCUCGCCAAUCUGAAUUGGAACGGCUUUUCAGCAGAUAUGGGAAGGUUGACAGGGUGGAUAUGAAAUCAGGAAUAUUCUGGAGCACCCAUUUUCUUCCUUGCUGAUGGGGUGCCAUCACCUCUCCUGCCUGAGUCCGUGCCUCAUCUCUUUGUGUAGCUCCAGGAGCUGAUAUGAUCCACCAUACUCUGUGGCACUGUCCACCUGACAUUUCCCCACGAGACCAUUGCCUUUCACUUUCCAUGAACCUUGCCCAUCCUCCCAAUCUGCUCAUGUUCUCCAUGCCGUUCUCACUGCCAGGCUGGAGAAUAGAUGGCGAAGGUGGCACUCAUUGGCCAAUCACAAGAGACCCACUUUUGCCUUAUUCUACCAUGACAUCGAUUAGUCCCUACUUCUGCACAUGAGGAUUUGCUUUUAUUUACAUGGAUGAUGAAAGAGAUGCAGAGGAUGCAAUUCGGGCCCUUGACAGAACUGAGUUUGGCAGACAGGGGCGACGGCUUCGUGUUGAGUGGACAAAGCAAGAGCGUGGUGGUAGAUCUGCCAGUUCAAGAAGGUCUCCUUCUAACAUGAGGCCCACAAAGACUUUGUUUGUCAUAAACUUUGAUCCAAUCAAUACCAGAAUGAGAGACUUGGAGAGGCACUUUGAACCGUAUGGAAAAAUCUCAAAUGUUAGGAUCAGAAGAAACUUUGCAUUUAUUCACUUUGAGUUGCAGGAGGAUGCCACUAAAGCUUUGGAGGCAACAAAUAUGAGCAAAUUAAUGGAUCGGGUCAUUUCGGUGGAGUAUGCACUUCGUGACGAUGAUGACAAAAGAAAUGGGUACAGCCCUGACAGGAGAGGCAGGGAGAGAUCCCUGGAAAGGAGAGGCCGUGACACACGGCGUUCUCCAAGCCCAUAUGGCAGAGGCAGGGAGAGGGACAGUCCUGAUUAUGGGCGUGGUCCGAGUCCAUAUAACAAACCCGAGCAAAGGGGUAGUCCUAAUUACGGAAGAGAUGGAAGUCCAGGGUAUGAGAGGUACCCCAGUCAAUCUCCAAGGCAGGAAGAACAAUGAGGACUAUUCUUUGUUCUGAGCAAGUUUGCCGCACAAUUUGUGCUUAUUGAACAAUUGCUGUAAUAUCGCAUUUAGAAAAAUAGUGUGUGCCAAGUACUAUUGGACUACUGCAAUGUCCGCUCUAGAGAUACUAUUGGUAUGCAAUGAUAGUAUCAGUGGUGGUGGUUGACUUGUGUUC